CAGGCGCGAGCCGUCCCCGAACACCUUGCGGUAGGAGGAGGCAGAGCACAAGUAGUGCUCCGAUCCGAAGCUCAUGGUGCCGGGGUCGGGGCCGGGCGCACGGCUGCGGCGGGACCUGGCGAGGACGAGAAGAAUUCAUUAUACAAAUAAAAUGACAACUUCCUGGAGUGAUCGAUUACAGAAUGCAGCGGAUGUACCUGCUAACAUGGAUAAACAUGCCUUGAAAAAGUAUCGACGAGAAGCCUAUCACCGGGUGUUUGUGAACCGAAGUUUAGCCAUGGAAAAAAUAAAGUGUUUUGGUUUUGAUAUGGAUUAUACCCUUGCUGUGUACAAGUCUCCGGAGUACGAGUCCCUAGGCUUUGAGCUGACUGUGGAGAGACUGGUUUCCAUCGGCUAUCCUCAGGAGCUGCUCAGCUUUGCGUAUGACUCUACAUUCCCCACCAGAGGACUUGUCUUUGACACACUCUACGGAAAUCUUUUGAAAGUUGAUGCCUAUGGAAACCUCCUGGUUUGUGCACAUGGAUUUAACUUCAUAAGAGGACCAGAAACUAGAGAGCAGUAUCCAAAUAAAUUUAUCCAGAGAGAUGACACUGAACGGUUUUACAUUCUGAACACACUCUUCAACCUUCCAGAGACCUACCUGUUGGCCUGCCUAGUAGAUUUUUUUACUAAUUGUCCAAGAUAUACCAGUUGUGAUACAGGAUUUAAAGAUGGGGACCUCUUUAUGUCCUACCGGAGCAUGUUCCAGGAUGUAAGGGAUGCUGUCGACUGGGUCCAUUACAAGGGCUCCCUUAAGGAAAAGACAGUUGAAAAUCUUGAGAAGUAUGUAGUCAAAGAUGGGAAAUUGCCACUGCUUCUGAGCCGGAUGAAGGAAGUAGGCAAAGUGUUUCUUGCCACUAACAGCGACUAUAAAUACACAGAUAAAAUCAUGACUUACCUGUUUGAUUUCCCACAUGGACCCAAGCCUGGGAGCUCCCAUCGACCAUGGCAGUCUUACUUCGAUCUGAUUUUAGUGGAUGCACGGAAACCACUCUUUUUUGGGGAAGGCACAGUACUGCGUCAGGUGGAUACUAAAACUGGGAAGCUGAAGAUCGGUACCUACACAGGCCCGCUGCAACACGGCAUUGUCUACUCGGGAGGUUCAUCUGAUACCAUCUGUGAUCUCUUGGGAGCCAAGGGCAAAGACAUUUUGUACAUUGGAGAUCACAUUUUUGGAGACAUUUUGAAGUCAAAGAAACGACAGGGGUGGAGAACUUUCUUGGUGAUUCCCGAGCUUGCACAGGAGCUUCAUGUCUGGACUGACAAGAGCUCACUUUUUGAAGAACUUCAGAGCUUGGAUAUUUUCUUGGCUGAACUCUACAAGCACCUUGACAGCAGCAGCAAUGAGCGCCCAGAUAUUAGUUCCAUCCAGAGACGGAUCAAGAAAGUAACUCAUGACAUGGACAUGUGCUAUGGGAUGAUGGGAAGCCUCUUCCGUAGUGGCUCCCGGCAGACGCUCUUUGCCAGUCAAGUGAUGCGCUAUGCUGACCUCUAUGCGGCUUCCUUCAUCAACCUGCUCUACUACCCGUUCAGCUACCUCUUCAGAGCUGCUCAUGUCCUGAUGCCUCAUGAAUCAACAGUGGAGCACACACAUGUGGAUAUCAAUGAGAUGGAAUCUCCUCUCGCCACCCGGAACCGCACAUCUGUGGAUUUCAAAGACACCGACCACAAGCGGCACCAGCUUACAAGGUCCAUUAGUGAGAUUAAGCCCCCCAACCUCUUUCCACUGGCUCCCCAGGAGAUUACACACUGCCAUGAUGAAGAUGAUGAUGAAGAGGAGGAAGAGGAAGAGUAGGAGGCAAACUAAAACCCUGAGCACCCAUCAACAAGUCUGGCAGGACUCAAGGGGCAAGGGUGGCCUUGGUUGGAUUCUAUUAGGGAGGGUGGGAGGACCUCAUCAAAAGUACAUUUGGAAAGUUUCUGAAGGCUUUAAAUAAUUCUAAUCAUAGCUACUCACUUCAGUUUUGUGUAUCUGUACUCUCUGCAGAUUGUUCGAAACUGUAGGAAGAACAGGUAAAAGGUCAGGCGGAACUGCAUGCAGAUGGCACCCAUUGUGAUAGUGUCUCCCUGUGUCUUCAUCAGUGUCAUCUCCAUACGCUAGGGUAGGAAAGGGGAGCAGAGCCUAGAGCCUGUGGGAAGAGCUAGCCACAGUGCCGUGGUACAACUGUGCUGUUGCUCCGAACCCGCCUCCCCAGGGUGUUGCACAGUACUGUACGUCCGUGGAGAACGGCGUUGUUUCAUUAUCAAGUGUGGUCAGUCCCUGUCAGGUCAAGUUUCCUUCUGUUAGCUUUUGGGUUUCCUCUGUGGCCCUGGCAAGGCUGCUGCUGUGUUGGUGCCUUUGUGGGUUUCCCUGCUGUAGUGUAGUUUUAGACUAGACUGCAGGGGUUUGAAUUUGAGGCAAAAGUCCUCAUCCUUGCUACAUUUUUAAAAAUCGGUAGCACAAAUGCUUUUUGCUAUAUGAAAACAAUUCUUUUGGGGAAUGCAGCUGAAGACAUGAAGACAGGAACAAGUUCCCCGAGAAGAGCGGCUGCUGCCUUCGCCAGCAUGGACUGCAGGCACAUCCUGCUCCCCACACAGAUGGGAGGGCUCUCUAGCCAAAGGCGGUCAGAAUCAGCUCACUUGAGACUACUCCAGGAAAUCACUUCCUGCUCUGAGUAAAGCAAGGGCCUGUGAACAUGAAGGCAUGUGACUGCCCUGCCAGUUCAGGGAGUUGCUCAACACUUGGGGUAGUUUACAGAGUCUUGCUUUGAUUUUCAGUCGUUUUCUUCCAUUCUUGUCCCUGGUCACUAGGGUACUGGCUGCUCUGGAGCGCAGUGGAGUGUGAGUCUCAUGCUGACGUCCACCUGUGCAGUACAGCUGCCAGCUGUCACAGCCGUUGGUCUCUGGAUGGCUCUAGGGUUGACAUUCUCUUAAGGGAAAUUACAUUUUCAAAAUUGCUAACUAUAUCUGUAUCACUUUUAGUUAAAGAACAUGCUUAUAUGUACAGUGUUUCAUAGGUAUAAAGAUUUUUUUCA
Chionomys nivalis (European snow vole) is the source of this 3053-nucleotide messenger RNA. RefSeq names its product 5'-nucleotidase, cytosolic II (gene Nt5c2). Lineage: Eukaryota; Metazoa; Chordata; Mammalia; Rodentia; Cricetidae. The transcript has 18 exons. The record is from RefSeq and is a predicted model, not a curated record. The coding region runs from base 74 to 1834 and encodes 586 amino acids. Gene Ontology annotation, biological process: IMP metabolic process; adenosine metabolic process. Gene Ontology annotation, molecular function: 5'-nucleotidase activity.